AUGGUCCCAGAGUCAUUAAGUGAUGUUUAUCAGAUGUACAAGCGCGACACUAAUGCCAUUGCAACAUGGCUAGCCAAUACGGCCAAAACCAACGGCUAUGGAGCUGCCCUCCACCAAGAGAAUGUGCCCCAUGCUGGUGGACGGCUUACGGGCAAGGCAAGGAAGGAAGCCAAGACGGUCACAAAAGCUACCAGCCAACAUGCAACUUCAAGUGCGAACAAACCAACUCACGCACUGGCCAUAAGAGAAUUCAUUUCUCUAGCUACAUUCAUUGCAAAUGCGGACCCUGCGAUUCAGGUUCCCUUGUUUCUCAGCAUCACGCUCAACCGCGUCAUUAAGGUACGAGCCACAUUCUCCCGUAUUCUGGGAGAGAAGUCCGAGCAAGUCGACGAGAUAUCCGAUGCUAGUCACAGCCAUUUCCUUGGCGUUCUGGAGAAAGUCCGCGAUAUCCUCAAGCCGAACAUGCAAGUGGACACACUCGAUCGACCGUCAGUCGUCCAAGAUACCACGGAAGCUGCAAUCGCAGGCUCGACGGGAGCGAAUGAUGAGAGGAACACUACGGGAAACCUCUUCGACGUGCUCAAUUUUUAUGAAACAAAGCAAGACAUUCCUGACCCACCUGACUCAGCCGUGCCUCUUCAGUCCGACGAGAAGUAUGAGAUCAAGCUUGAAGACAGCAUGAGCGAUGCCUUCCUAGCUUUUGUCGCACUCAUGCAUCUUGGUCAAUAUCUGCGUAAGACAAUUCGGUGCUUCUGGCAAAGCUAUAAACUUGGAGAAUUUCCUCUUGACGGUAUUGCCGUCAGUACCACCGCGGCUAUUGCAGUCUACCGGGAGAGGGAAGAAAAGCUUGCACCACAGAUUGAGAAGUUCGGGGGCGUGCUUUUCUUUGCGGAAGUGAUGUUUAGAGCAGGCUGCGCGGUGCUGGCCGACGAACUCAGUCCUCGUGAACGGUGCACAGACGAUAUCAAAUUCGUUGCCUACGAUAAUGAGAAACCUCUCAUGGAGCUGUGCCUUAUGUGCCGAAUGCUGGAUGAUUACAGAAGAUCCAGCUCACUCAGCACCAUCAAGGUCUACGACGGUUCUCAUGGAUGGUACGAUGAGGACAUGGACAUGGAAUCCGCCACAAAUCGGGAGAGGUACAAUCAAGACUAUUCGGCGCUUGCGGAGGUUCUUCCAGACAUGAGUAUUCUUUCCAUGGCCUCUGGAAAAGAGGUUCUAAAUGACGAGUUCGCCCAUGGAGUCAGAGUCAUGCACAAGACGAAUAAAGUACCCCUUUGGCUGUGUUUCGCGGCCCGGACAUAUCUUGACACACUUGUGGAGCUGCGGGGAAGCUUGGAUCUACCCUGGCAUGAGCUGAUGCUUACGAGUGAGAGGAUCAGAUCCAGUCUCGCAAAAGCGCUCGAGUCUCCAGGUGAUGUUCACCUCGUCGAGGGUUGGCCUGCUGUGAAGGGUCUGGUCAAGCAGUUGAUCCAGGAGUCAUCAGGAUGGGGCUCGGACCCAACUGCUCCUUGCAAAACAAGGAGGGGGUGGUCCAUCAAGCCCAAUCAGUUUCUACGACGCCAUCCACUCUAUUGUGGCCUGUGGGCGUACUACAUGAGGGCCCAAUUCCAAAAUAUUGGUGUCAAAUUUGCCAGUGCCUUUGGCUACGUUCAUCAGUCGUUCCAGCUCUACCACGCACUCAAACAAGAAGGAGUGCUGGGCCCGAAUCAAACAUGGAGAGAUAUUGAGACUCUUAUGACCUUGCAAGGCCUUGACACCUUUUUUGUCGGCGACACUCCGACCACACCCCGGGGGUACCUUCAGAACCUCAGCCUGAAAUCAGGAUUUACAACACGUAAAUCGGCCUCAAAGAGGGGCAAGAAUAAGAAGACCGAGAGAGGAACACUGAAGCACAAGGGCGAAUUUGCGAUGCAGUUCAUGAAUCUCUACUGGAAGACUGCUCUUCGGGGCUUGACGGUCUGCGAUCUCCAGCAGAUGAUUGAAGAAACCGGUCGCCGCUUCGUAAUGAAAGAGGAUGGCAAAAUUCUAUUGGAAGCUCCUGGCCAGGCAGAUCCCUCUGCAAAGCCAGCUCCUGACAACAUGCCGAUACAUGAGCUCAUCUAUGGCUUGAGCAAUAUUGUGUAUAAUGAAAACCGGCUGAUGGCUUUCGACUAUUUUCAGUUGCACAGGAUAUGUUUCCAAUAUCUGGAGCAUAUCCGCGGAACAAUUGAUGAGCAGACCCUUCAUCGACUUUGCCCCGAAUCCGCCGCACAGAAGCACCUCCCGUCCGUUGUCAGCAUGAUCUUCAGGGAUGCAGCUGGAGACGAGCCUCAGGGGCUCCUACAGCUUGCAGCAUCCACCCUGUUGAAGCAUAUCAAGGGCCCAACCUCUAAUAGUUGCACACGGGCAAUGAGAGAUCUUGGAAUCCCGAGCAAGAACAUGAACAGCGCCAACAAGGAGACCACAAUGAUUUCCUAA
Molecule: messenger RNA, 2457 nt
Organism: Diaporthe amygdali
Lineage: Eukaryota; Fungi; Ascomycota; Sordariomycetes; Diaporthales; Diaporthaceae
Exons: 3
Coding region: 1-2457 (818 amino acids)
Source: RefSeq, a predicted model, not a curated record